AAUAAAAAGGUUUUUUUCCUUUAAAGACUUUUUAAAAUAUCAAAAGAUGCCUAGAGAAAUCAUUACAAUUCAAGCUGGACAAUGUGGAAAUCAGAUUGGAUCUCAGUUUUGGCAACAAUUGUGUUUAGAACAUGGUAUUCGUCCAGAUGGAAAUCUUCAAGACUUUGCAAAUGAAGGAGGAGAUCGUAAAGAUGUGUUUUUUUAUCAAUCAGAUGAUACUCGUUAUGUUCCUCGUUCAAUUCUUGUAGAUUUAGAACCAAAGGUUAUAAAUAGUAUUCUUUCAGGCACAUUUUCAAAACUAUAUAAUCCGGAAAAUGUAUAUCUUUCAAAGGAGGGAGGAGGAGCAGGAAACAAUUGGGCUACAGGAUAUUCUUCAGCAGAAAAGAUUUUUGAAGAUGUUAUGGAUAUGAUUGAUAGAGAAGCAGAUGGAAGUGACUCUCUAGAAGGAUUUCAAUUAUUACAUUCUAUUGCAGGAGGUACAGGUUCAGGUCUUGGAUCAUUUUUAUUAGAAAGAUUAAAUGAUCGGUUUCCUAAAAAGCUUAUUCAAACAUAUUCAGUUUUUCCGAUUAAUCAACAAACAUCAGAUGUUGUUGUACAACCUUAUAAUAGUUUAUUAUCCAUGAAACGUUUAUCACAAAAUGCAGAUUCAGUGGCAGUUUUAGAUAAUGCAGCUCUAAUGAGAAUUGUAGCAGAUCGUUUACAUGUACAGCAUGCAUCAUUUUCUCAAACAAAUCAACUUGUAUCUACAGUAAUGUCAGCUAGCACAGCAACUUUAAGAUAUCCAGGAUAUAUGCAUAAUGAUCUUGUAUCAAUUAUUGCAUCUCUUAUUCCUACUCCAAGAUGUCAUUUUCUUAUGACAUCAUAUACACCAUUCAUGGGAGAUUAUGUCGAACAAGCAAAAACUGUAAGAAAAACUACUGUUCUUGAUGUUAUGAGAAGAUUACUUCAACCAAAAAACAGACAUGUAUCCGUAAAUCCUAGCAAAAAGAGUUGUUUUAUUUCUAUUUUAAAUAUUAUACAAGGAGAGGCAGAUCCAACUGAUGUUCAUAAAUCCCUUUUAAGAAUUAGAGAGAGAAAGCUUGCGACAUUUAUACCUUGGGGACCAGCAAGUAUUCAAGUGGCAUUAUCAAAGAAAUCUCCAUACAUUCAAACUUCUCAUAAAGUAAGCGGAUUGAUGUUAGCUAAUCAUACAAGUAUUGCUUCUUUAUUCAAGCGUAUCUUGGAUCAAUAUGAUCGUUUACGCAAAAGAAAUGCAUAUAUUGAGCAAUAUCGCAAAGAACCAAUGUUUGAAGAUGGUCUUGAAGAAUUCGAUGAUUCCAGACAAGUAGUAAAAGAUUUGAUAAAUGAAUAUGAAGCUUGUGAAAAUGCAGAUUAUUUAAAUUUUGACGGAAAUAUUGAUUGAUUUGUCCUUAAUUCCUGAAAUAUUUUAAAGAAUUUUCAUUGUAUA
This is a messenger RNA of Pneumocystis carinii B80, 1447 nucleotides long. RefSeq names its product tubulin gamma chain. The transcript has 11 exons. Gene Ontology annotation, cellular component: nucleus; spindle; centrosome. Lineage: Eukaryota; Fungi; Ascomycota; Pneumocystomycetes; Pneumocystales; Pneumocystaceae. Gene Ontology annotation, molecular function: GTP binding; structural constituent of cytoskeleton. Gene Ontology annotation, biological process: meiotic spindle organization; mitotic spindle organization; cytoplasmic microtubule organization. The coding region runs from base 47 to 1402 and encodes 451 amino acids. The record is from RefSeq and is a predicted model, not a curated record.